CCAAUUUUUUGGAGUGUUGUACUGGGAUUCAGCGGGAUGGGAAAAUCACCAGCACACAUGAAGAUUUUAUGAUGUCUGGACAGAGCAGAGAUGGAGAUAAAAGCUAUGAUUGAAAGUCAAGCUGCGAAUGAAGAUGCAACUCCAAAUGACAUCGAGAAAAAGAAGAUCAAGUUUCACCUGUCCGGUAAACCCUUUGAAAAGAUGUUCGACUCUCUGCUUGAAUGCAUGAACCCUGAACUUGUUGCACUUGAAGAUGAGUUAGGGACAAUAUUUGAUAAAAUGGACUUACACAAAUCAUCAUSAUCAGGAGCAGGUGGCCUGGACAGAACAACGACUGCUGUAGGAUGGAUAGGAAAAGUGUUGACGGUGAUUGAAAUCACGAUGAAGGCCAAAAUUCUCAUGACGAUUGUGAUGAUGGCAAUAUUAGUGAUAAUGUUGAUGAUCAUGAUGAUGGUAAUGACGUUGAUGAUAACGGUUCCUAUGAAGUUCAAGGGUGCUGUUUUCAUCAAAACAGUUCCAGGUCGAGAGCAGGCAGCACACAUUAUAAACAUUUUGAGUCAACACUUCAAUGUGACACUCCAAAAUUGGGUUGGUCAGCAAAACACAUUUCUGUAUGAAGCAAAUGCAGGUUUCUCAACAACAGUUCACAAUGACCGAGAAGAUCUUACAAGGUUUUUGACAGUAGAGGAGCAGGGAAAAGACAUUUUGAGGCACAAACACACAGACCGUAACAUUUUGAACCAACAAAGAUUUGAGGAGGCAUAUUUGCGCAGGAGGGUGUCAAUCUUUCUUCAAGAUCACUGUGUACACUUGAUAGAUCACAUAAACUUUGAUGUUGAGAAUGUUGACAAGAUACUCUCAGAGGUUCAAGAUUCUUUCUGGUUUCAUCUUCUUGAAGAGGCACAUGCUCACCCUGCAAGUUGUGACGAAGAUCUGUGCGGCCGGUAUUGUCAGAUUGACGGGCACUUCAAAGUUUGUCGAGCAAGGUGUCAAGUGAAGGAUGUUCAAUUAUAUCAUACUGCAAUUGGCAAAGUGGUCAAAGGAUGCCCAGAGACACCAGUCCAAGGAGGGAAACUGUGUGUUGCACAUUUGAACGAGAGGAAGAACGCAGCAAAGAACAAUAAUCAUCGAGGAGAGAGUUCUACAUCAAACGAGCUUCUUGCACGAACAGAGGAACUAAUUGCUUCACGCACUCGUCUGCAAUUUUCAACACGAAUGGCAGACGCAGAAUGCAUCAUCAAAUCUGAAAUUUUCGCAAAGAAAAAUUGGUACCUUGUUAAAUGGAAAUCGCAACCAUAUUCAAACUCGAUAUGGUGCCCGGAGGAAGAUUUUGUUGGCAAACAUGCAGAAGAAAUCAUGAAGCGUUUCAAGGAUGCAGAAUUACCUAUGGACUUUUAUGAAGACAUUCAAAUAGAGGAAGACAAGCUUGAGGAUGUAGCAGAACGGCAGAGAGCAUCAGGGCUACAUAGGAUGACAUGCACAUCACGGAAACUUGAUGAGGAAAAGCAGAACACUUGUGGAUCAGUGCACUGUUUUUGGGCUUGUGGCUUCAUGUUUCCUCCAAUGGAAAUGAUUCUUGCUGAAUCAUGUACACAGGUGUAUCACUAUCUUUUGACGCUCUUUGCAAACCAUCCAUUCCCGGAGUUCAUUGGUUACGAUGACAUGUGUCAUUUUCUCCGAUUUCCGUUGAAUGAAAAGCGAAGGAAUGUGACACUGAAGACAACAGAAUUUACAGAUGUGCAAAAGAUUCAUCAUCUUGUGGACCGUUUCCACUUCAAGAAGAACCAUAUUGGACACUGGUGCAAAAGCAAUGUCAAUCCUACAAAAUACAAAGAGUUGACUGAUGCCAACAUGUCCAUUUGUGAGCAAAGGUUCAAAUGGUUCGCCAAGUUCAAGCACAUUACGAGGAAAAUGAACAAGGAUAGAUUCAAUUUCUUGCUCCUUGUAAUAUGCCAAAUAGACCACGAGAAAAAAAGCAACAACAAUUUUCAAAAGAUUAAAGAUCGGCGACCAUUCAAAAGACUAAAGCUUCCGCUUUCUUCAUAAACUCUUUGGUUGUGAAAACAGUUUGUACUUGGGUUGAAAGUACAUGCGGCCAGCCAAGGCAUCUUCAGGAGAGAGAGGAGGAGUCAGUGAUCCCAUUGCUAUCUAGCUUCCUACUAGUGCCCGAGCAUUUGCAUUUGUUGACGGGGAACUCAGGAAAUGGAGAGAAUAACAGAGUGCACAAGAAUGCCAUGGACUGUGGAAUGGAUGCAACCGAUGCAUGUGCCGAGGUCAUUCUCAACGGCUUGAGAGCACUUCCACUCUUAUGUCUCUUGGCAAUUAAUAUGGAUCACUCGAGCUUGUUGAUUGCAGUCGUCAAUUUACUUCGCCGCAACUAUUUCGGACUACUGAUGUGGCUUCCAAUUGUCUGCCGCCACUUUACGUUCUCGGACCUCAUCAGCAGGCUCCUAACGGCAUCACGUCAGCACUUGGUCCUGGGGAUUUUUUUUGUCCAUGACCCAGAUGGAGAAUGAUGCUCAGCUUCUACAUUAUGUACACCAGAGUGAAUAGCUUACACCAG
Messenger RNA from Chara braunii, 2563 nucleotides. Lineage: Eukaryota; Viridiplantae; Streptophyta; Charophyceae; Charales; Characeae. The record is from the annotation of a GenBank genome assembly.